Closterium sp. Naga37s-1 is the source of this 654-nucleotide messenger RNA. Lineage: Eukaryota; Viridiplantae; Streptophyta; Zygnematophyceae; Desmidiales; Closteriaceae. The record is from the annotation of a GenBank genome assembly.
AUGUGCGGCAGAGGGGAACUCCCCUUCCAUACCCUCCCAUCCCCUUCCAUACCCUCCCAUCCCCUUACAUACCCUCCCAUCCCCUUCCAUACCCUCCCAUCCCCUUCCAUACCCUCCCAUCCCCUUCCAUACCCUCCCAUCCCCUUCCAUACCCUCCCAUCCCCUUCCAUACCCUCCCAUCCCCUUCCAUACCCUCCCAUCCCCUUCCAUACCCUCCCAUCCCCUUCCAUACCCUCCCAUCCCCUUCCAUACUCUCCCAUCCCCUUCCAUACCCUCCCAUUCCCUUCCAUACCCUCCCAUCCCCUUCCAUACCCUCCCAUCCCCUUCCCGCCCCUCCCAUCCCCUUCCAUACCCUCCCAUCCCCUUCCAUACCCUCCCAUCCCCUUCCCGCCCCUCCCAUCCCGUUCCAUACCCUCCCAUCCCCUUCCAUACCCUCCCAUUCCCUUCCAGCCCCUCCCAUCCCCUUCCAGCCCCUCCCAUCCCCUUCCAGCCCCUCCCAUCCCCUUCCAGCCCCUCCUAUCCAUGCGCACACCGCUGCUUCGUUUCCCUACUCACUUCACAAAGUUCCCUACUCCCUUCUUCUGUUCCCCGCCAGAAAUCAGAGAUGUUCUCGCGGCGACGUGGGCGUCGGCAACGGUUGUCGCUUGGUUUUAG